AUGGAUAUGUCGGGUGCUUCAUUAAUCUCCGAAGCUGUGGGUAGCGGGCAAGCCGAUUUUGGGCUCGCAACAAGACUCGACAAGCCGGAUACUCGAGAUGGGAUGGUAGGAAAGCAACUUGGCAUUUAUCCUAUCCAACCAGACUUUUACUGUGCACCAGAGGUAAUCCUUGGCUGCGGUUGGGAUUUCAAGGCUGAUAUUUGGAAUUUUGGUGUGUUGUUGUGGAAUAUCCUUCGGAGCAAAGGGUUAUUCCAACAGGUACAUGAUGCAGAUGGCAAAUACAACGCAAAGUCACGUCUUGCAGAAAUGAUUGCUCUACUUAGCCCACCCCUCCCCAAGGCAUUGCUCGCGAAAUCAAAGACUAUGUCAGAGCACAACUGGCCCCAGCCUGUCGCAAACAAUACUGGCAGACUGUGCAGUAAUGCUCAGUAA
Monascus purpureus is the source of this 432-nucleotide messenger RNA. The record is from the annotation of a GenBank genome assembly. NCBI's taxonomy places the organism in Eukaryota, Fungi, Ascomycota, Eurotiomycetes, Eurotiales, Aspergillaceae.